GCCAACUACCACUACCACUGAGCCAACUACCACUACUACUGAGCCAACUACCACUACUACUGAGGCCACUACCACUACUACUGAGGCCACUACCACUACUACUGAUGCCACUACCACUACUCCAUCUCUACCAACAAGUCCCCCGAGUGACACAACCUCUGAAUCAACUCUUGUGACUUGCUAGGGAAAACUGAAUCAGGAUCCUUCACGAGUCAAAACCACGGAUGAACGAAAUUCUAUCUUCUUUUGCCUGAAUUUUCAUAGCCAUUCCUCAUCAGACGUUCUCCUCUUUUUACCAAUUGCCUUAAAAGUGAAUUAAUGAUUUACCGGGGUCCGUAAUUUCAAUACAAACGCAAAAAGAGUCGUUAUCUUGAGUAAGAAUACAAAGAUGGCGUCUCACUUAAUAUAUAGAUGAGUGUAAUCGAGACCUCAUUGCUGUUCUGGUUAGUUUUUAUUCAAUCGUCAGGAAACAUUGCGCUAGAGGAUCUGUCAAUAAAACACACUACAUCACAUGUCUUUGAAAUUAUCCUAGAUUUUGGUACAUUUAAUUUAUCUUGAGAUGAAUGUUUUGCUAUAUUCCUAAAUGUGUGUUCUUAUUCGUAAAAGCAAGUCUGCAGACAUAAGCACGUGGGGAGCUAACAGUUAUUAAUAAUCCCAGGCAGCCGAUGAUGACAAACUAUGAUGUUAGGUAGGCUACAGAUAACGCUGCCAUGGUAGAAGUAAUCUUAAAACCAAAAAUGUUUAGGGAAGCUUAGGCGAAAAAAACAUAUACUACCGAAUGGGAAUCGAGGAAAUGAAAUGGUGUUAAAGUCUAUACCAACACUGUAAUAACUCCAACUGGCUUUGUAAAUCCAGUGGGAGGAAGCCAGCGUAAACCAGGAACCGAGAGUGACACGAAUUACAGAGCGAAACACUUCAUUUAGGACAGGGUUCAAUACAUAAAGGUAAACCUACGUGGCCAAAAAAUAAACCUCACAAUAAUUUCAUGAUUUAGGAAGAAUUAAGACAGCCGUGUAAGAUGAGAAUUUGCCACUCAGAUCCACUGGAAGACACGAAACAGUAUCCUUAAGAAGAGACAGGACUGUUCUGAUGUAUAGCAUUGUUGGAGUAGGCAGUGAAACUCCAGCUAAGAGGUGUACUUCAUUGUCUAUGAAAAACCAGAUGGGGAUGCUCUGAGAGAGAGAGAGAGAGAGAGAGAGAGAGAGAGAGAGAGAGAGAGAGAGAGAGAGAGAGAGUUUUCCCUGCUCGCUUCACAGAGUACUGCAUCCAAACAUUUUCGAUUCGCAUCACUGCCAGUCACAGCAAUGCUCAUUUCUUCACAUUCAAUCUGGGGCAGGGGUUCUCAACCUUUUCCUUGUUAAGAACCCACUGAGUUAUAAGACCAUCUACCCAAACCCGUAGUAAUCUGACGUCGAACAGAAUGUUAAUUUAGUGACUGACAGUAACUCAAACGCAAUGGUACUGGAAAGAAUAUUAUCAGAUCAGCCAUCUAAGUACCCCUGGAAUAUUAAUUUAGUGACUGACACUAACUCAAUAUGCAAUGUUACUGUAAAGGAUAUCAUUACAUCAACCAUCCAAGUACCCCUGGAUAUUUUCAUGUGAACCCCUAGGGGUUUGCUAACUGCAGGAUGAGAACCCCUGAUCUAGGGGAAAAGAAGUAAUAGUAAUAUACAUUAAGAAAUUUCUUUUUUCAAGAUUCACCUACAAUAAGACAAGUUGACUCAUAAACGAAGAACAUUUGCCUCUUAUACAGGCAAGCUCAAUCAGAUAUCUAAUCAGUUAUCUUAUCAGGCUUGCGAUAUACACCGAGCAUUCAAGUGUAGAUGCCGAUAGUCGUUUCAUUAGGACCAUUCAGAAAACAAGUCGCUGUCGACACCAAAUAUCCAGCUGACCUAAGAUGGGUUUAGGAGAUGAGUUACUCUUGUGGUCGUUGAUAGAGAAUAGCGAGAAACACCUAAGGACGGCAUUAGAGUAUGGCGCUAACGUCAACUUGACGAGCCCCACGGGUUCAUGUCCCCUUCACGUUGCUGCUCUCUUGGAUUUGCCAUGGCUCAUCAGAAUUCUUCUAGACCACAAGGCCACAGUGGACCAAAAAGAUGAGUCUGGUUAUACUCCUCUUAUGGUGGCCGCUCUCAACGGCAAGACGGACGCUGCAAGGGUACUGCUGUCCAUGGGUGCUGACCCAAACAUGAAGCGUCCGAGCAAUGGGGAGACAGCCUUGCACCUGGCCAUGAACAGUAAAAGUCGGACGGUGGUUGGCACGCUGCUGGACGCAGAUGCAGAUAUCAAUGCACAGACCAGUGACAGGAAGUUCACGCCGCUGCAUUUAGCAGCUUGGUUUAAUGCUGGAAACUUGGUAAGUUUGCUACUUGAAGACCCUCUGUGUGAUGCAACGAUUCUAGACAGUGCUGAACGCACCGCAGCCAUAGUGGCCACAGAAAAAAGUAACCAUCAUGUAGCUGAACACCUUCGUUUGUUCGCAAUGACGAAGAGUGUGGCAGAUAAGGAACUGUUGUCAGCCGUCAUGGAGUUGGACAACGAGGCUGCGAAGAAAGCUUUGAUGGGUGGCGCCAACGCCAAUCUGUGCUUCCACGUCGCAGCCAUGAAGGGCUCAGUGCCUCUCAUCAAAAUCCUCCUGGAUCAUCAGGCCAAUGUGGACGAAAUCAACUCCUUGGGUAUCACUCCUCUCAUGGUGGCUGCUCUUAAUGGAAACACUGACGCUGUCAAGGAACUCCUGCUGAAUGGCGCCAAGGUGAACCAGAAGGGUAUUGACAACGAAAUUGCCUUGCACCUGGCCAUGAAAGGCGGCAGUCACGGUGUGGUGAAUGAACUGCUUGAGAAAGGGGCAGAUAUUAAUGCGCAGACAAAAUCCAAGAAGUUCACACCUCUCCAUUUUGCAGUUCAUUUCAAUGAUCAAUACCUAAGAAAAGUUUUGGAAAUGCAUACAAAGUGCGACGCUACGAUAGUUGACUGGAAGGAUCGCACUGCCGACCAGCUAGCUGAGGAGCGUGGCCAUCAGCAUGAAACGUUGCCGGACACACCUGACGGGAAAAUGAUAAAGUCGGAGAGGGUCAGUGAGAAUGUGUACAAGGUCACUUCACCACCACGAGGAAAAGUUCUAGUUUUUAAUUAUGAAAAUUUUGAAAAAAAAGAAGAUUAUCGAAAAGGCGCCGUAUGGGAUUCCAAAAAAGUUGAAAAACUUUUUGCCAAGAUGGGCUAUCAAGUGAACUCUUACCACAACAAGAAGUACCAAGAAACCAUAGAUAUCCUGAAUUCAUUCCGGCGUAGUGAAGAGAUGGCGAAGGUGGACUGUAUUGUGGUGUGUGUGUUGAGCCACGGGAUCAGACACGACACCUUCAUGACAUCAGACAACAGACUUAUGACUGUGGAUGAGAUCCACAGUUAUUUCACGGAUGACAAGUGUCCGCACCUUAAGGGAAAACCGAAGCUUUUCCUCUUCAAUUAUUGUCGAGUAGACACAAACUCUCAGGAUGACCUCAAGACGCAAGGAAGCAGGGAAAAUCCUCCACUUGAAGACCACAUUACUAUUUACGCGACCAUCGAGGGAAAAUACGCUUUACGAAAUCCAUGGAAAGGUACCUACUUCACCGAGGCAAUGACGAAGAUGUUAAGCCAAUACGCUGAUUUUCUUCACGUGGCUAAGUUAGCCGAAAAGAUGCGUGAAUACAUGAAAAUUAUUAAUGGACCUGAAAUAUCUGUUGUUGACGAAACCAAGAAAAAGUUUUAUCUUAAUCUUCACGCUACAAGUGACUGAAUCAGCGACAUGAAUGAAAAUUGUAAGAUCAGAGACUUUAAUAGGCAACUGAAGCUUUCAGAGCCUCAGAGGGUGACAGAGCGUCGUUCUUUGUGAGUUGUACGUAGUUAGGAUAUUAAAUGAUCACGAACACUUAUUAUUGGAUGUGUCUAAUACUUUACACGGCAUUAUAUAUGACCGUCCGCUCACCAUUACCUGUUCUGUCCUUCCUGUGGUCCGUCUUAAGCCGGUGAAUUGUUUCUGGAAGUUUAUUUUUUUUCUUUUUCAUUUUAACAUGCACAUAGUUUUUCCUUUGUUACUUAUAUAUAUA
Molecule: messenger RNA, 4085 nt
Organism: Portunus trituberculatus (swimming crab)
Lineage: Eukaryota; Metazoa; Arthropoda; Malacostraca; Decapoda; Portunidae
Product: putative ankyrin repeat protein RF_0381
Exons: 7
Coding region: 1898-3775 (625 amino acids)
Biological process (GO): proteolysis
Molecular function (GO): cysteine-type endopeptidase activity; protein binding
Source: RefSeq, a predicted model, not a curated record